Ruditapes philippinarum (Manila clam) is the source of this 1527-nucleotide messenger RNA. RefSeq names its product ornithine decarboxylase 1-like. The record is from RefSeq and is a predicted model, not a curated record. Gene Ontology annotation, cellular component: cytoplasm. NCBI's taxonomy places the organism in Eukaryota, Metazoa, Mollusca, Bivalvia, Venerida, Veneridae. Gene Ontology annotation, molecular function: ornithine decarboxylase activity. The coding region runs from base 79 to 1104 and encodes 341 amino acids. The transcript is spliced from 8 exons.
AAAAGUAACAAUGAUCCGACAGUUCUUAAAGUUUUGUUUGACUGUGGAUCGUCUUUUGACUGUGCAAGUCAGGACGAGAUGCUGAGAUUACUCAACCUUGGAGUAAACCCGUCAAGAAUCAUUUAUGCUAACACAAUUAAACAGCCAUCAAUGCUGCAAUAUGCUGCAAAACAUAACAUAUCUUUAAUGACAUUUGACAGCGAAUCUGAACUACAUAAGAUAAAAACUAUCUACCCGGAUGCCAAUUUAAUUUUGCGGACUCUACCUGCCGGCGACUACAAAUGUAAAAUAGACUUACGACAAAAGUUCGGAUGUCCUCUGUCCAAAAUACGACAUCUACUCCAAACUGCAAUAGAACUAGGCCUUAAUGUGAUAGGAACAAGUUUUCAUGUAGGUAGUGGCUGUCACGAUGGUAACGCAUACAUAGCUUCUAUACGACAGGCACGUAGUGUAUUUAACAUGGCAGCAGAAUUAGGAAUCAAUAUGAAAUUGUUAAAUAUAGGAGGCGGAUAUCCGGGCGAGUCCAGCAGCACCGAAACUUUUAUAAAAAUAGCAGAAGCGGUGAACGAACAACUUGACAAAGAUUUUGCUGUAGAAGAUGAAGUUGAGAUUAUUGCUGAACCUGGAAGUUAUAUGGUGUCUUCGUCAUCAGUUUUAGCCGUCAAUAUCAUAGGAAAGCGUAUUCUCUCAAAGACAGAUCUUUAUAAUGAGGAAGAUAUAAUGCCUACAGUUGACAGUGAGUCGGAGACGAAACAUGUGAUGUAUUACGUCAAUGACGGUGUGUACGGUUCAUUCACUGACGUCAUUAUCGUGCCAGAAAAUCUUGAUCUUGAUGUCCACACGUUAAAGUGCAAUAAGGAUGAAGACCGCUACGAAAGUACAGUUUGGGGUCCAACAUGUUGCGGAUUUGAUUGUAUAAUUAAAUCUACAAAGUUACCAAUGUCUGAGGUCGGUGACUGGUUCUACUUUCGAGACAUGGGAGCUUAUACUACGGUGUUCAUCUGUAGUUUUAAUGGAAUGCCUUCUCCUCGGAAGGCAUUCGUUUGUUCUGAAGAUAGAUGGCGUGCAAUUUAUCCAGAAGAAACAAAUGAGAAAAGUCUAUGAUGUUAUUAAACGUUUUCUUAGUUAAAUCUUGUUCUUAUUGCACUGUGACUCACGAGAAACGCUAUUUGUAUAAAAUAAUACUGCCAUGUUUAUACUGCAUUGUUCUCGUGUACUGAUAUACAUGUAGAUUAUACUCAUGUAGCUACAGUAUAUUUUAAUAACAAUUUGUAUAUAUAAAGCAUUAAUUCUAAUAUGCUUUACAAUAUUCCCAUAUCAGUCACGUAAACUGUAGCCAAAUGAUCUGUUUUUGUGGUGAUAUAAACACGAUUAAACAGAAUAAUAUUUAUCAGCUUUCACGAACUGCAAACCAAAAAAUUAAUAUGUAGAUCUAUAUACAUGUCUCAUACCGUAUAAGUAUGUAAAAGUGUAGCACAUGACAGUAACGUCAUAAAAUAACAAUAAUAAAUAAACUAUCACAAUGUA